Molecule: messenger RNA, 2431 nt
Organism: Owenia fusiformis
Lineage: Eukaryota; Metazoa; Annelida; Polychaeta; Sabellida; Oweniidae
Source: the annotation of a GenBank genome assembly
AUGAAUUGAACGACAUUGCGAGCAAACCAACAAAAGACUUUUCAUAUGUGAUUGAAAGUUAUUCAGAAUUAUUCAGCAUUUCAAGUAAGAUAACAGAGGCGGCUUGCUUCAAUGUCAUCGCAUGUCUCGGGAGCAAAGUAGACAUACUAUUUGUUGUUGACGCCUCGAAAAGUAUUAACCCAAACAACUUUGAGAUAAUUCGACAAUUCAUCCGAAACAUCGUGAGAGAACUGCACAUUUCAAAGGAUGCUGCCCAAGUGGGUCUGGUCACCUUUCACAAUACUGUUACUCAUCAAUGGGAUUUGAAUACAUACCAUGUCAAACCAUAUCUUCUGGCUGCUAUAGACGAGAUAUCCUACAAAGGAGGGAGCACUGAUACAGCAGGGGGUUUACGAGAGGCCGCGAGAAUGCUUAAGGACCCCGCUCUGGGUAACAGAAAUGAUGCCCAGGACUUAAUUGUGGUUAUUACUGAUGGUGAAUCUAAGACCGAUGACCCUGUCCCCAUCGCUGACUCACUGAGGGUGGAUCUAGAUGCUAUCAUAUUUGCAAUUGGUAUUGACGCCCCUUCUCUAAAUCCUGUUGAACUGGAUGCGAUUGCAAGCUAUCCACCCGAGGAUUUUUCGUUUGUCGUAGAUGACUUUAACAGUCUUACAAGUGUCACUUUCCAGAUAGUCCAAGCAUCAUGUGGCAAGAUACCUUCAAGAAGAAUAACUACAACUGUGAAACCGCCCACAGAAAUAACUGGACCCCAGACUACCACGAUACCCGAAGGGCAAAGAACUACCACUAGAGGACUUCCACCAACCAGAUCACCUCGUCCAACUGUUGGACCCCCAGGUCAGAAACCUACAACGACUAUCACAACUACACCUCCAGCUACUGUCCCUCCCUCUACCACAACAACCCAAAGGCCAACUUUACCUGAAGAAAAGAUCAUCAACGCGGAACUUUGUUUUGUCAUAGACACAACCUCCCAAACAUUUGAAAAUGAACAACUUGAAUCUGUAAAGAACUUCAUGAUGGCAAUGCUAGGUGGGCUUAAAAUAAAUUGGGAUGGUCUUCAAUGCGGCGUUACAGUGAUAUCCAACAAAGCAAGAGUAAACCUCUAUCUUGAUUCAAGUCAGGAUGCUUAUGGUCUUUUCAAAGAAAUUGGCGAUUUAAGAUUGACAUAUGACAGCAAAGGUGUGAAACGCAGCGGAGGUACACUUGAUUUGGGAAUACAACAAAUGCGUGAGGAGAUAUUUGCAGAGCAAAAUGGAUUGCGAGAUGAUUACAAAAAGUUUGGAAUCGUUAUAUCCGAUGGCAGUUCACUCUCAGGGAAUUUAGCGCUGCAAGCAAAUAUGGCGAAGUAUAGUGACAAAAUAGAGAUGUUUAUGAUGUAUAAAAAUAACACAAAUCUGAAUGCACAAGAGGUAAAGAGGCUCGAGGGCAUAGCCACAGAUGAUGAUCAUUUUAUCACGUUCAAUAGCUACGAAGGUGAAAUGCAGCAAUAUGCCAGAUAUAUAAUCGACAUGAUCGAGCAAAAUACAGUUGUUACAACAGUAAGAACGACAACACCAGUCACCGCUUCUAACUCAGGCGUCACAGGUGUGAACACUGGUGGGAGCACAAAUGUAAACACUAAUGGAAAUACUGAUGGAGGAAAUACUGGCAGGACAAGUGGAGGAAUGAUAACCACAACAACAACAUCUACGAUCGGUAUCACAGAGACUCCAAAUGCUGAAAGUCAGAUACUGGCUGAGACCCCUACUAUAAUUGGCAUCAUUGCGGCAGCAUGUGUAAUCGGGACCUUGAUAUUAGUAGGGUCAGUAUGGGCAAUAUGUAGAAAUAGGAUGCGACAGAGCGAGAAGGAACGACGAAUGAUGAACGGCACUGAGUCCCUGUACUCCUACAGCAGCAGCAGGGGUCAGCCAACCCACAAUCCGGCGUACAUAGAUGAAGAUCAGGACUACAUAAAGCACGGAAUACAUGACCAGGAAGGGGUGACGGCGAAUCCGAUAUAAAAGCCUGCUCCUUGAACAAAUCAUUUGGACGAUCGUGAAUGAGUUUUGAGUACUACAUUAAAAUGUAAAAAAUAAGUCAAAUCGAUAGUUGGUGUUUAUUUGCCUGUGUUAAUGUGUCCUGUAUACGUUUUUGUGUUAAUCGCUAACAGAUUAAUGACAUUACUGUGAACUGCAAUGCUUUCAGUAGACAGGCAUUCCUCGAUUGAUUUGCCUCUAAACUGAUCAUGAAUAAUGCUGUUUCGAAACCUGCUAUGUAUCGAUAACUACAUGAAGGAAUUUAGUAAUAGAUGUACCAGUUAUGGUAAAUCAUUUUUGACAGGUGCAUUUCCCUAAUGAUUUUAUUCUCAUCAAAAUAAUACGUUUCCCUCUGAAAACUCAAAAAACGCAACAAGCAGUGAUCUCGUAAAACCACAAAACGAGUGAUGACU